AGGAAUGCGAUUACGUGGUCUUUAUCAAAAGAAAAAAACCACUCCUUCAGUUUCGAAUCAAAAGAAGAAAAGUGAUACUGAAGUGAAAGCAGAGCCAAGAUCAUGCACUUCAACUGUAAAUAUUCCAAAUACGUUGAACGGCUCUUUAGUUGAGUCUCAAUCUAGUAUACCAUCAGCAGUUGACAAUGUUGCUGAAGAUCGUUAUAAUCAUGUUAAUGAAAAAGUAAACUUCAUUGAAAGCCAAGAGUCUUACAUUGCAGAGGAAGCCGAAGAAAGUAUGAAUCCUAAAUCAGACUGGACUCACAGAGUGAGUGAAAUCCACCAAGACUGGGCAUCUGUUAAGCAGAAUUUUCUUGAAGCUUUCGUCUGUUCACAACGUUUUGUAGCUUCUUGGUGUGCUGAUUGCCAAGAUCCAGUCUUGCAGCACUACAUUUGCUGUAGCAGUUGUAGAAAGAAGAGAUGUGAAAAAUGUGAUCAACUAUUUCACAAAUCAGAACCAUUUCACCUGCGUACCAUGUACAAUGAAGAUACUUCCAUGAUUCUCAAGCCAGAAGAAUUUAUCUCGUGUGGUGAUGUUGUGACUUGUGAUAUCCCAGUUCCUUGCUUCUCAGCCUCAUUUGAUUGCAAGAAGUGUAAGUGUUUAACAGCUUAUACAGUUACAGCUGGUAAAAAGAGAGUAGUAAUCAUUACAAAAGACGGUAUGUGCAGAUUUGAUCUUCAUUUACCACAGUUUACUUGUGCUGAAAUGCUCAAAUGGUGCAAGUCUUAUGAUCAAGGUGCUAAUCUCAGAUACCCAAAGAAGGCGCUUCCUUUGAUCGAAAACUAUGCGGUCAUUGAUUGCAUGGAUAUUAUAAAAUCUCCGUUCGCAGAAGGUGACGAUUUCACGGACGACUUUAAGGAAAAGGAAGAAGAUCUAUUGGACGGAUUGGGGUCGGGCGUUGAAGAGUUUGAAGACGAAGGAGACCUCGGACAAGCAACUGAAGAUUGCGAUUCGUGCGAUCUUAUAAGCCAAGGAAAGUUGCUCAAUUUUCACUAUUUACCCCUCAAUUAA
Messenger RNA from Daphnia pulex (common water flea), 1051 nucleotides. RefSeq lists its product as uncharacterized. Bases 5 to 1051 code for a protein of 348 amino acids. The record is from RefSeq and is a predicted model, not a curated record. The transcript has 7 exons. Lineage: Eukaryota; Metazoa; Arthropoda; Branchiopoda; Diplostraca; Daphniidae.